Molecule: messenger RNA, 594 nt
Organism: Perkinsus marinus ATCC 50983
Lineage: Eukaryota; Perkinsozoa; Perkinsida; Perkinsidae
Exons: 6
Source: RefSeq, a predicted model, not a curated record
AUGCAUGCCCUUGGCAUUCCCACGACACGCGCCGCUGCUGUGAGUGUUAGUUUUGAAGACAAAGUCAUCAGAGACAUCAAUUACGAUGGCAAUGCGAAGCUCGAGCCGACUGCUGUCGUUGUUCGUCUGGCAGAAACCUUCCUGAGAUUUGGAUCAUUCGAGAUCUUCAAAUCGACUGACUCCAUCACAGGCCGUGGGGGUCCAAGUGCUGGAGACACCGCUCUACUGCACAAGCUUGUGGAUUUCGUUAUCAACAACUACUAUGAGGCUGAGUGCGCCGACAUAGAGGAGACAUCCGUUGAGAAAAAAUGCGAGAAAUUCUUCCAAGCUGUAGUCGAGAGGACCGCGAAGUUAGUCGCAAAAUGGCAAUGCGUUGGAUUUUGUCAUGGUGUGCUGAAUACCGAUAAUAUGUCAAUCGUGGGGGAUACUAUUGAUUAUGGCCCUUUUGGAUUCAUUGAAGCCUUCCAGAGAGACUACAUCUGCAACACUAGUGACACGGGAGGCCGCUACACCUAUGAGGCUCAACCUAAGAUUUGCCUCUGGAAUUGCACCAAACUAGCUGAGUCCUUGGCGCCCAUACUUGACCCUGGAAAG